AUGAAGUCAUCGUUCGCAACCUCCUUAGGUCUCCUCGGUCUAGCCACCGCCGUCGCGCUCCCUACCCCCAAUGCCGACCCCAUCGUCCGCAUCCUCCCACCAAACUGGGCCUUCAAUAUAACCUCGCUCCGUGGCCCCGGUUGCCCCGACUUCGCCGAGCCCUCUACUGGCUUCAAGACACGCCUAACAUACGGCCAAAACACCAUGGAUGGCUCUGAGAUCUAUUACUGGCAUGUCGCAUACCCUCAUCUGCGUGCUAGUCUUGCCGGUGAAGACCAUAGCUGGUGUGAGACGGAGUUGAGCUAUUCAGAGUAUGCGGAUGCAGAGCAGACCAAGAAAGGGGAAAACUAUAGGUUGAGACUUCACAAGAAUGGCACAAAGGUUCUUGCGACAUAUGACCUUGACGAGGCCGUUAAGGCGAAAUGGCAGGUUACUUAUGAUACUGAACGUGGUGAAGACAUCACGGACGAACUCACUAUCGCUGGGCCCCAUACAUCCGGCCAGUAUGCCCAGUCUGACAACUCGCCCGUCUCGAAGAACCCAGAACUCUACAAGCUGCCCAAGUGUGGUGCAGGAAAGAUCAAGUUCAGGACUGAUCUCCACAUUGUGGGUGAGAAGGGGAAGAAGGGCGUUGCGGAGAGUGAGAAAACUAAGUCGGCUGAUGGUAAGGAGCAGUACUAUGGGGCACAGGUGGGGUGGAGCUAUGACUGGGAAAAGUGUGUGACUAGUGAUGUGUGA
This is a messenger RNA of Cucurbitaria berberidis CBS 394.84, 738 nucleotides long. RefSeq lists its product as uncharacterized. Bases 1 to 738 code for a protein of 245 amino acids. The record is from RefSeq and is a predicted model, not a curated record. NCBI's taxonomy places the organism in Eukaryota, Fungi, Ascomycota, Dothideomycetes, Pleosporales, Cucurbitariaceae. The transcript has 2 exons.